AUUCCAUUGACUCCAGUUGAACCUUGUUACACAACCUGCAGAAUGACAAUGCAGACGCAGCCCCGCUUUUGACUGACAGUCGAUGCAAAUCCAACAACAAAAGACAUUCUUAUGCAGGAGUGGAGUGAUGGUCAGCGAGUCCCGAACCAGGCCACGUUAAUGAAGUCAAGCAAAUGAGCAAAUACUGGUCAACUGAGCCCGAGACAAACACACAACAGUUCUAAAAAUCCUAAUUAUUCUGAUUAUAAAAACUUACAUAAACAUAAAAGUUAAGUCUAGAAUAAAAGUGUUAAAACAAAAGUAUAUCACUAACGUCUUCUACUGAUUUCCUGAUACACUCCAGUUGUUGGAAUCACAUUUGUUGUGUUACUGUAUUUUUUGGAGCCGGGUAUGUUCUGUGUGUGUGUGUGUGUGUGUGUGUGUGUGUGUGUGUGUGUGUGUGUGUGUGUGUGUGUGUGUGUGUGUGUGUGUGUGUGUGUGUGUGUGUGUCUGUGUGUGACAGUGCAAUUUGGGAAAUAGGUCAUCCCAGUCUCAGGAGUCUGGCAGGGUGACAAACACAAAAUGGCAUGAUUGCUUCCUAAACAAAUCCCAUGAAUUCAUGGGCCUCAGACAAGAUUCCAGUCUGUGAUUUUUGGCCCCGGCGCUGUGAUUUUUACUGGGUAUUGCUGAAUGCAGGGCUUUUUCAGCAACUGGGAUGGGUUUAAAGAGCAACCUCACAAUGGCUGCUUUGUGCUGGGCUGAGCUACUUAGGGGAGGCAGAGAGGCUCUCAGCGGCCGCCAAAACCUCCAAGACAGCACGACUCCAGAUGCCGUCUUCAUUUUACAGAGUCACAAAACGCCAACCCCCAAAGUCAAGCCGCACUUCAUGCUCUGAAACGAAACCAAAGUUACUGGAUUCGCCACAAACGGGGCUUUAAUCUAAACAUACGCGCCGCACUGAGCGGUGGCGAAACGCAAACAUGUAAAUAGAGCGCGUGUCAGGAGCAGCGGAUCAUUCAUCCUUGUGCUAUCACUGCCAUCUACAGAUCAGCCGGGAAAGUUCAGAGCGGCCGCCGUGGGUCUGCGCUCACACCGCACCAGUAAAAUGCAGCCAUCACUGUAAAUGAUAACGCUGACUUGGAGUCAAGUGAGCGCUGACAAAGCGCCUUGUUGACGCCGUUGUACAGUAUCACAUUCACCGGUGCCACAGCUUGAUUCCUUUGGCAAACGCAAUUACUUUAACUACACAGGCAUAAAAUGUGUUAAAGAACGUGAUUACUGGUGCAGCCAAGGUGGGAGGGGUGGGAGCGGCCGAGGGCAGGCAGAUAAAGCAUCUACUCCUAAUGACUCCCCUUCAGCCGAGCACACCGGCGACGCCAUGGACAUCGGCUCGGCCAUUUUAAUAAUUGGCUUCGCUGCUCUCCUCGCAGCCUUCCUCCUCCUCGUAAUUGGACUCGUGCACUCGGAGCUGAUGAAUUCAGACGUUCCUCGCGGGGUUACAAAUAGAGGGAAGCUGCACUGGGUUCAUGGCUUGUUGGUUGGCGUAGCGGUUGUGGGCCGGAUUCUGCAUCGUCUGGGCGUUUGUCAUCAGAUCAGCUUCAUCCGCUGGUUCGUGGCCCGUCAUCUGCUUGGGUCCAGGCCAGUUCCGGCAGGGCUCAGAGUCAAAGACCUGCAGUUCUGCGAGGUGCCGGUGAGAGUCUACGAGCCGACCAGCGUUCGCGGCGGCUUGAGGAGAGGUCUGGUCUACUUCCAUGGAGGAGGCUGGGUGUUGGGGAGUAUAGAUUCUGUUGACGAAGUCUGCCGCUACCUCGCACAAGAGUCGGACUCCACCGUCGUUUCUGUCGGCUACAGAUUAGCCCCUGAGCACCGGUACCCCGCCCCGCUGGACGACUGCCAGGCCGCCACGUGUCACUUCCUGUCUGCGGCCGAGGCAGAGUUCGGCGUGGACCCGCGCAGAGUGGCGGUCGGGGGAGACGGCGCCGGCGCUAACCUGGCAGCAGCGCUGUGCCAGCGGCUGGCGAGGGCCGAGGACGGACAUCUGCCGUCGCCCCGCGCCCAAAUCCUCCUCUACCCCGCGCUGCAGAUGGCAGAUUUCAACUUGCCCUCGUACCAGCAAAAUCAUGCUGUGCCCAUAUUGUUCCGUGGCCGGAUGGCGUUCUACUUCCUGCAGUACCUCAGCGGGGACGUCUCGCUGUGCCAAGACGUGCUGGAGGGCAACCACGUCCCCACUGAGCUCCGGCCACGCUACAAACAAUGUCUCUGUCCCUCCAACCUUCCCUCCGAAUGCCUCGCCCGCGGUUUCCGCGAGCGGCCGCGCCCGGAGUUCGACGGGGAGGCGUAUCACGCCGUCAGAGCCGGUCUGGAAGCCGAGGUCUCGCCUCUGCUGGCCGCCGACGCCGCCAUUCAGCGGAGCCCGCCCACGUUCAUCCUCACCUGCGAGUACGACGUGCUGCGGGACGAGGGCCUCCUCUACAGGAAGCGGCUGCUGGACCUGAACGUGGACGUCACCUGGCAGCACGUGCCGGACGGCGUCCACGGCGUCCUCAACUUCUUCAGGCAGCGCUGGCUGGGCUUUCCCUGCGCACAGGGGGUCGUGGACGGCGUCGUCAGUUACCUGAAGAGCCUGUGAUGAUGGAUGCCGGGCUGGACGCGCUUCUGCUUUGCAUUUUAAUAAACAAAAUUGCCCCUGG
Molecule: messenger RNA, 2669 nt
Organism: Betta splendens (Siamese fighting fish)
Lineage: Eukaryota; Metazoa; Chordata; Actinopteri; Anabantiformes; Osphronemidae
Gene: aadacl4
Product: arylacetamide deacetylase-like 4
Exons: 4
Coding region: 1358-2608 (416 amino acids)
Cellular component (GO): membrane
Molecular function (GO): carboxylic ester hydrolase activity
Source: RefSeq, a predicted model, not a curated record